AUGGAGAACUCAAGCCUGUUUCUGAGACUGCCGGUAGAGCUGGUAGAAGAGAUCGUAUUGUGCGCCGCCGCAUCGGGCGAUCCCACCGCGCCCGCCACGCUCGCGCUCACCUGCCGCGCCCUGCGGUCCUCCAUCCUCGCCGCGCAGACACACCUCUGGCGCCACCUCUUCCUCACCCUCUUCGACCCCCCUUCCCACCAGCUCCACCACACCUACCCCUGGUCAAGCGCCUACAAAGCGCGCAUCACCGCCCAGCUCUUCUUCCAAGCGCGCAUCGUCGAGCCCGACCGGCCCGCGCCGCCCGAGCUCGUCAAGGACGUAUUGGAGUCGUUACUGGACGUGCUGCACAGCGCACUGCCGCUCGACUCGCGCGAGCUCGAACCCGACACGCCUAGCAACUCCACACACCCCGUCUUCCCGCCCCUCUCGCUCGUCUUACAUUCAACGCCCGACCGCGUCGCGCCCUCGCUCAACACCCUCUUCGUCUCGCGCAUCCUGUCGCCCGGCCUCCCUCCUCUCCUCUCAUCCCGCCUAAACGCCUACUGCGUCUCCCCGUCAACUUCAGCAGAGCUCUACGACGAGCCGCUCGCACGAUUGGUAGCGGCCGUGGGGCCGCUGCAGGCUGCGCGCGCGCCGCCGCCGCGCCCGUUCUUUGGGCCGCAUAUGCCGGGCACGAUUGUAGGUGCUGGUGCUGAGGGGGCGGACGAGCCGCUGUUGCGGGAUCCGCAGGAGGAACAGGAGGAGCAGGUGCAGGAGAGCGGCGAGUUGAGGGUGUGGAGGUGUAGUCAGAGGCGGGUGUGGGAGCCCGAGAGGGCGGACGGGGUGCGGAGGCUGGCAAGGAUACGCGCCUACGACAUGUCCUACCUACACCCAACCCGCCUCCACGCGCCCUUCCUCCCGCUAUCCCCCACCACGACCCAAAUCUUAGACUCGGCGCUGCUCGUGCCCACACGCAGCAUCCUCUCCCACACGCUCGACGAGAUCUCCGACGCCUCGUCCGACGGCGAUUACAGCCCGCACGCCUCGCCGCUCAUCCACUCUUCCUCUUCGUCCUCAAGUUCGACGUCGACGCUAUCCUCAACGCACAGCCAAUCCCCCUCGCCCGCAUCCGACCAGCCCGCGCCCGCCUUCCCCUCACCCGCGCCCUCGCCCUUACCCCUACCCUCAGAACCCGCGCCCGCCCCUUUACCCGGCAUCCCCUCCUACGUCCCCCCCGCCUUCGCACACAUCUACACGCUCGAACCGCCCGCCGCCCAGCUACACUUCGACUGGACAUGGCUCUCCGCCGCGCGCACGGUCGUGCAGCACAACCUGCGCGACCUGCUCGCACCAAGGCACGCGCAUGCGCUGAGGGCGCUCGUGGCGCUUGAGGGGCUGAGGGUGGGCGCGGCGCCGGGGUUUGUUGGUGGGGGCGCUUCUGAACGGCCGGAGUCGGGCACGGGCGCAAGCGCAACCCAAGGGCUUGGAGGGAAUGGCAAGCGGCGCGCGGAUUCGCUCUCAACCGCCUUCGCGCCCGUACUCGAAGACACGUCGUUCAUCGACCGCGACCCCAACGCCCUCAUCUCCAACUCCAACCCCUCCGAGCCGAACGACAUAGAGGUCGACGAAGAAUGCCCUUUGGGCGCGUUGGCAGAGGUCAUUGGUCCGGGCCCGGUGAGAGCGGACGGGUCGUGCUAUGCGUUUCCUGAGCCGGGGUCUGAGUUCGACGCGAAGAAUCUGGGCCUGAAGGGCAAGAACACGUCGCAUGAUGAGGCGGACACAUCUGACGACGUCGAGCGCGCGCUGGGCAAGGGUAAGGGCAAGGGCAGGGUCGUAGCAGACGCGAACGACGUAGAGAUGCAAGCCGAGGCCGCCGAUGCGAAGGGCAAGUCCAAGUCCAAGCCAGUGCCAGUGCCGGACGAGGAAGGCGUCAAGAUUGGCGAAGAAGGAGUGAAGAUCGGCGAAGAGUGCGAGGGGCACGACUGGGCGGGCGUCGCGGGCCAAUGGCGCCGCUGCGUCUGCUGGCUGGACUACAAGGACCUCGUCGCGCACAACACGCACCCCUUCACCUCGCGCUUCACCGACCCGACGCUCUACGAAGUCAUGCGCAUCGUCCCCAUGACGCUCCGCGUGGCCAAAUACACCCGCAGCGCGCACCCGAAGCGGCCGACGAUCCAUGUCGCGGGGACCGUCGCGGGCGCGCAGGCGGCGCAUUGCGUGUGGGGGAAGGUCGAGGUCGUUGGAGGGGGCGAGAUUCGGUGGAGUUUGUUCACGCUGCGCGAAGACGGCGAGUCGGCCUGGCAAUCCGACGGCGUCCAGCUCGGCGGGCCCGGCUCCGCCGCGGGCGUGCUGGGCAUGUGGACGAGCGCCGAGCACGAGCACAUGGACCCGCUCGGACCGUUCUGGGCGUGGAAAGUCGGCGCGCCGGGUGCACGUAGUAGCAGUGGGAUGGGGCUGGGGGCGGCGGAGGGGAGCGAGCCGCAGAGCGUGCAAGGCAAACGCCCUUCCGAGUCGUCGAGGAGAGAGCCCGAGCGCUGA
Molecule: messenger RNA, 2517 nt
Organism: Peniophora sp. CBMAI 1063
Lineage: Eukaryota; Fungi; Basidiomycota; Agaricomycetes; Russulales; Peniophoraceae
Source: the annotation of a GenBank genome assembly